Molecule: messenger RNA, 531 nt
Organism: Prorocentrum cordatum
Lineage: Eukaryota; Dinophyceae; Prorocentrales; Prorocentraceae
Source: the annotation of a GenBank genome assembly
AUGGAGCGGUCAGGAGGCCGGAAUUUCGGAGACCCGCUCGAAGGGGUUCGAAGGCUUCGGGUCCUCGACUCAGAGUCAGGGACGGUCGUGCUGGACGAGCUCUGCGUCUUGUUGUCCUUCACGGCUGUCGCCGAGGCCUUAGAUGGUCUCCCCGCCAGUUCCCUGGACAUCGAGCUCAGGACCGAGGCUGCCGGGGCCCCAGUCGGCCUCGACCCUAGACAUCCAGUUUUCUGGGAGCAGGCGGAGUCCGAGAUCACGGGAGAGCUUCAGGAGGCUUCGGGAGCUGCGAGUUCGACCUGGUGUUUCGCGGACCGCUUCGCGGACUUCGAACAGGACACAUUUGUUUCGCCUACAGUUCCGAGGAGGGUCCGUCAGCAGGCUUUGCAGGUCCUGGAAGGGGCGGGGAUUAGGAAGGUUAAGAGACGUGCCCGAAAGGACAUCCAGAAAGCCCUGCAGGAUUUGGGGGCUACGAUAUGUCUCGAGCUCUUCUCCGCUCCGAGAGUGGAGCCCGAGCUCAGGGGGUGGAGCUGA